GAAAAACACAGCUCCUCGUCACGCUGUAGCGCGGCGCAGCGGGAAAAAGGCUCUGCAAAAAAUACACACAGCUCAUCCAAAACAGAGCAGCGCAGCGCAGCCAUGCCCGACCAGGACACAGAUCUAUUACAAGGCCGCCUGAAAAAACUCACGCGCUCCCCCGCGUCGCGCACCUUCGACACGUGGCAAGCCAGAGACUGCGAGGUCGACCGCGCGAGCGGGACCUUUGCAUAUGCGUCUUCUGAUAAACCCCGCAAGGCCCUGACCUUGAGUGGUGCGAAGGUAAGGACGAUGGAGCCGUACAAGGGCAAGCCCUUCGUCUUCGUGCUGGAUUUUAGCAGUGGCGAGCCGCUGACGCUCGCAACAACAACAAGUGAAGAACGCGAUAAAUGGGUCCGCUUCAUCAAACAAACGGCCAAAUUGUUAGCUGUGCGCAAACAUAAAGCGGGCGAAGGCCUGAACCCGGACCAGGCCUGGCCGGAAGCUAGGCGGUACAAAACGGGCGAAAAAGCAAGCCGCGCUUCCGCAAAAGACGUCGACCGUUUGCAAGACGAGACGCUGGAUGUGGUCGGAAGGAUGCGGCGGCAGCUCUCGGGGACACGAGAAAUCGCGGCGGCUACUUCUGAUACGUUAAAACAACAAGGGGAGCAGAUCGAGCAGACGACGCGCGAUCUUGAUAGGAUGAACCACGAGCUGAAGCAAGCGGACCGGAACCUGUCUCAACUCGAGAGCUGGCGCAUCUUUGGGGGCAAGAGCAAGAAGAAGGGGAGGAAGGCCGAGAAAAUGGCCCGGGCGCAUUCUAGUAGAUUCCCCGACGAUGAUGCCAAGGAGGUGUCGCCGCCGCGGCGCCGCCGGUCCUCCAACGACGGUUCGAAGUCGCCCGCGUCACUCCCAUCGUCGAGGAAACCGUCGCGUUCGAACAUCGUCGAUGGCCUGGAGGGCCGCGACGCCGACGAGGCGGCGGCGCUGGAUACCAUAAGGCGCAAGGACGAUACAAUAAAUGCGGGCCUCGACGAGAUCGACUCCAUGCUCGACGCUCUAGGUGGCGACGCGCGGCGCAUGAACGCGCAGGUGCGGCGCCAGAACUCGCGCCUCGGCGUCAUGAACGAAGCACUAGAAGAGAGCGAGGCGCGGACCGCGCGCGUCAACGCCCGCGCGCGGCACAACGUCGGCUACUACGGGCGGCCCGACCUCUAGACCUGUUGUGUGGUUCUUGACCCCUUGUAAAGCUUCUUACCUAGUAUACCAUAUCCCGCCGACGGGAUACGUUGCCUAGGCCUUCAGAAAGGGCUCACAUUACACCACAGGGCGCCGCGCGGGCGCCU
Molecule: messenger RNA, 1325 nt
Organism: Pelagomonas calceolata
Lineage: Eukaryota; Pelagophyceae; Pelagomonadales; Pelagomonadaceae
Source: the annotation of a GenBank genome assembly